Drepanopeziza brunnea f. sp. 'multigermtubi' MB_m1 is the source of this 2799-nucleotide messenger RNA. RefSeq lists its product as uncharacterized. The record is from RefSeq and is a predicted model, not a curated record. Gene Ontology annotation, molecular function: mRNA binding; protein binding. Lineage: Eukaryota; Fungi; Ascomycota; Leotiomycetes; Helotiales; Drepanopezizaceae.
AUGCCGCCACCACAACACCUCCUGGCUUCCAAAAUUCGAGGACAUGUGUGCCGGCUAUGCUUAUCUAAACUGCAGGCCCCCAAGCGGCAAAGUUUGCAAUGGAAUCUAAGGAAUAUCAACACGAAUGCCGGGCCCAGGAGGCCAAAGGAGGCCGAGGGAACGCUGAAGUCCCCAGCCAGAGAGUCUCAGGAUCCGGCAGCCGAAUCUUUAGCAGAAGCAGAAGAUCUCGAGGAUCUUCAAAUCUUUGAGACAAUGGAGGAUGUCAUUCGAGAAAGGCGGAGGGACGCAGAACAUGGACCUUCCAGACCGGGCGGGGUACCGAGAGGUGCAGUCAGAUAUUUCGAAGAAACGCCAGAUGGGGUCCGGACUGAAAUCGAAGAUCCGCUGGAUGAUGAGGCGACACUGGAGGCCCUCGAGAAGGAAAUCCUGGAGGAUAUGACAGGUGAUGUGGAAGGCUUCUUUGAGAGCUUGCAUGCUCAGAGGGCCGCGCGUGCUAAGAGCGCCGAGUACCCAAAGCUAGAGGAUGAUAUUAGGAAAGAGUUUGCGAACCCGAACGAUUUGGACCUGCCCAAAGUGUUUGAGGCAGAACGUCCUCUAAAUCCAGCUACAGAUACCCCUUCCACCUCUCCGACCUCCGCCCAACACUUCUCGGCUACAAACAUCCCUGAAUUCUCGCCGGAGCCAGAACUCACGAGUGUCAGCACCUUGAAAAACGGAACACCUCAGCUCCCUCUCAGCCUUUUCCCGGAAGACGAUCAAUUCUGGAUUAGCGAGUUGAAUAAUGCUCUGAAAGCACCUGUCUCCUCGAACAGGGGACGCCGGGGCAAACGAGUAGGGCGAUCGUUCUCACAACAUGAAGAACUGUCCAGAUACUUGCAAAGGGUGUGGAGGGCGUUUUCAAUGUCUCGAACUGCAAUCACGGCUCCUGGAAACUUGGCUCCCGAUGACAUGAGAUUGGUUCUGAAUUCACUCUGGGGCAUUUUCCAUGCCGAAGGUGUUCACAAUUUGAACCGUAUGGCGCGAAUCAAAAGUCUAGGUGAUGAUAUGGUUAAAGCAGGUAUAACUCUGGACCCGGCUCAAUAUUUGCUCUACAUGGAGGCAAUCUUCAUCGAAGACAGCCAAGAUCGCGCUAUCAAGAUGUGGGAAGAUGUUGCAACGGAAGUUUAUACUCCGAAAGAUUCAACGUCGUACUGGGAGCUGGGUACCCGAAUGCUUGCCUUGAAUGGACAGCCCGAGAGAGCAAUUGAAGCAGCGAGAUCUUACGUAGAUAAAAAUACCGACCCAACUUCCUUCCGAAUCGUACUUCCAGUAAUCCAGGCGUACCUUAAAUCGCGCACUGCAAUGUCAGUGAAACGCGCCUGGGCGCUGUAUAUCCGGCUGAGGGUGAGCCUUGGCUCUCGCAUGACAAUGGACGACUAUGAUGGAGUCAUACUUCCGCUUUUGGCUACGGACCAGGCCGACCUGGCACUUGGAGUAUUCAAAGAUAUGAUGCUUGCAGGCCAGGACUCUGCGCCAAACGAAGAUUCCACCAUGCUGUACGAAGCUGCAACAACUGGACCAAAGGACUUGUCAUCACUGUCUAUUACCCUCGAAGAGCUAGAGUGGGAAGACGCACAAUCUUUGAGCAGACUUCCCCCUCGAUGGAACAACAAAUUCUUCUUUGGAAAAUGGAUCAGGAAGCUCAUCAGUGAAAAGGAGCUCGUAGCAGCCGAGCAAGUUUUCAAAUUGAUGGGUAUUCGUGGGAUCGAGCCUAGUCCUAUACAGCUGAACGGUCUCAUCGGUGCUUGGUACCGUGAUGGGAAAGCACAUUCCAGAGCAAUGGCUGAUGAGAUGGCGUGGAGGAUGAUCAGAGCCAGAAACAAGUUCGUACAUCUGCGAACCGAAAACAAACUAGAGUCUCAUAUUCGAAUGAUUCCAACAAAAGAUAAGCCUUCCAACAGAAACAUUAUCCUUACGCCGCCAGCUACAAUCGAAACUUUCUGUGUUCUCAUCGAGCAAUACAGGCGGCGUCAAAAUCCCGCCAGCAUGUCCGAUCUUAUGAAAGCUUUUCGUAUGUCAGCCAUACCGCCCAAUACGGCAUUUUUGAAUCAACUUCUGUUAUCCAACAUGAGAGCGCAUGACCAUAAAUCGGCGGUUGAGACAUACCAGGCUGCGAUAGAAAAAUACCACAUUCCUGCUGAUUCAAACACGUACGAACUUCUCUGGAAUCUGUUGAAAAGGGAAGUCGAUCCCAUUAGAGCUUUCAGCAAACCUGGCCCGAGCGAGCGCUUCCAAAAGUGCCGGGGGCUCUUUGCGGAUAUGUUGGCCAACUUCCCCACGGAUUCGGACGCAAAAUUUCCUCGGGCGCUUUACAAAUUGAUAAUCCAAAGCUUUAGUCUCGCCCAGGAUCGACCGGGAACUGCUGUGGCUAUGCGUGCAUUAGCAAUGCGUUUUGCAAUCUAUCCGGAACCGGAAACAGCCAGGGCUGUUGUGCUUCAGCUUGCCCGCCUGGGCCUCGUUGAUGAAGCUGGACGUGAGCCGCGUCGUUUGGAUUUGGACUCUUCUAUCUCACGAAGGAGGAUAGCCGAAGUGACCAAGAUCUUGCAGGGAUUUAAAGAUCGGCGAGUUGAGGCAUUACGGCAACGAGGGAUCGAAUUUGACCAGCUGGAAGGCAAGGCAAGAUUGGAGGAGCCGAUGAUGCUACUUUCUGAUCUGUUGAAAUUCGUAGACCAACGAGUGGUAGACGGGAAUGGAUCUGCUGCUGAACGGUCUAUGGAGGCGGCAAAGGCUAUGGGCGUGCCUGGAUGUGUGGUAUGGUAG